This is a messenger RNA of Bufo gargarizans (Asiatic toad), 3139 nucleotides long. It is a transcript of the gene CGN, whose product is annotated as cingulin. Lineage: Eukaryota; Metazoa; Chordata; Amphibia; Anura; Bufonidae. The transcript is spliced from 15 exons. The coding region runs from base 86 to 3139 and encodes 1017 amino acids. The record is from RefSeq and is a predicted model, not a curated record.
UGCGGCUGGAGGUGCAGCUCAGUGUCAGGUUGGAGAGGACCAAGGAAGGAGGUGAGAGCCGGACCUAAGACAAGUUGUGUGGUGAAUGGAAAGACGUGUUCAUGGGGACAUGGCUGAGCAGCACUUGCCUGUGGGCCAGGGGGUCCAGAUCCGUUUCAUUGAUGACCUAAAAGAGAACAGGAAGCCGAGGAGCAUAAGGUCCAAGCAUGACUCGUACGGGGUGGCCAUCCGUGUCCAAGGCAUAGACGGACAACCGUUUGUGGUUCUCAACAGCGGAGACAAAACAAAAUCUUCAUAUGGGGUUCAGAUCAAAUCCAACAGCGGUUAUGGAAACACGUCCCCUAACCCCACGCCUGAGUACCAGGGACUCACCACCAAGACAAGCCAGACCGUCCACUCCUUUAGUUCUGAGUCAGACAUACCUGAAAACCCCUAUGGCAAUAGGACAUACCCCCAACCCGGAUCUCAGUACAGCAGUACCUCAGACGAGGAGCAAAACUCCAGACCUCGCAGCAAGCCACGAGCCCUACAGCCAGCACGCAGGGAGGAGCUCCGGAGGUCCCAAUCCCAUGGUUCUUUACUGGAUGCAGAACUGGAGGACUCAUAUGGCUAUGAUGGGCACUACAGUGAGCGUUCCUCCACCCUUGACACUACAUACUCCCAAUCAUCAGGCAGCCGUGGAAGCCUGAAGACAACAGGCAAUGGAGAGACCACGUCUGGCAAAUAUAAGCCGGCGACUAGUCAACAACCUACCUCCUUCUCAACCUCGCUACAAAGAAAGACCAUUGUCCCAACGUCUUCCUCACCAAAGCUGCCGAGUGAAGACAUCGACACAAAGCCACUGUCCUCCGUAGAUUCUCUAAUCAACAAAUUUGAUAAUAAGGUCCAGAUGAGAGGAAGAACGGCGAGAAGGAGCCAGGCCCUGAAAGAUGAGCGCAAGCGGUCGCAGAGCUUGGACGGACGGCAGUCUCACCAGGACACUGCAGACUACAGAGAAGUACAGACCACAGAAAGGAGCAUACAACAGGAUCGGGGUCAGCUUUCUGACAACCGAUCAUUUGAUAGAGCAUCAAUAGAGAGAGAAGGUGUCAACAAGAGCAGGCUGACGAAAGAAUGGUUGGGAUUGACGCUGGAAGAUCCACUGACUCAGUCACAACAGAGAACUGUCCAGACGGAGCUACAGUUGAAGAGCACUCCAGACCUCCUGAAAGACCAGCAGCAAGAUGACCCCACUCGUGAGAUGAUUUACAGCAUCCUGCGGGACGGGUCUAAUGAGAGUGAUGCCACCCUGCGGAUAAAGACCAGUCUCCUCCUGGAGAAGAUUCAGUCCUUCCAAGCCUCCCCAGGAGAAGACACCAGGACACUGGUCUCUGAGAAGAAGGAGCUGGAGAGGAGAGUCAAGGAACUGCAGCAGCAGCUGGACGAUGAAAUGAAGCAGAGGAUGAGGCAGGAAGCUUCUCGUGAUCGUCCUAAGGCUUCCACGCAGAGACUUGAGGUGCAGCUGGAAGAGUCUAUGGAAGAAUGCAAGAAGCUGAAGGAGCUGCUGGAGAAGAAGAAGAACGAGCUAAACGGCAUGUCCCAGGAGUUAAUUGAAGUGCGGAUGAGUAAAGAACAAGUGGAAACAAAACUGAGGUCCCUGGAAGGGAAACUGCAAGACACCAAGGAAGAAGUAAACCAGAUGCGUUUAAAAGGAGUGAGCGGGGACAAGCAUGCUCUGCUGAAGGAGCUACAAGAAAUGCAGGAGGAGUUGGAUGCAGUUCUGCAGACCCGGUGGAAGCAGGACGAGCUACUGAGACAGAAGGAGAGAGAACUGACAGCCCUGAAGGGGGCGCUGAAAGAGGAGGUGGCCAGUCAUGACCAGGAGAUGGAGCGGGUCAGGCAGCAAUACCAGAAUGACAUGCAGCAGCUCAGGAAAAACAUGGACAGCGUUUCGCAGGACCAGCUAAGCCUGGAGUCUGAGCGUCAGAAGAUAAACCAGGUUGUCAGGAACUUGCAACGAGAGCUGGAGGAGAGCAGCGAAGAGAUCAACCAAUGGAAGGAAAUGUUCCAGAAGAAUAAGGAAGAGCUCCACAAAGCGAAGAAGGAGGUUUUGCAGUUGAAUCUCGAGAAAGAGGAGUCUGAGGACGAGCUGAAUGAGAUGAAAAAUCGCUUCUCCCUGCUACAGUCAGAGUUGGGGCAGAUGAAGAAUGACUCGGUGGAUGCCGGGGAAGUGGAAGGCACAAGGAAGGAGCUGCAGAGAUUCCAGGAUCAGGUGAAUCAGCUAAUGCAGGAGAAGCAGAAGUUGGAAGAGACUUUACGCCAGCGAGACCGGGAAUUGUCUGCCCUGAAGGGGGCGCUGAAGGAUGAAGUGUCUGGACACGACCAUGACCUGGAACAACUGCGCGAACAGUUCAGUCGAGAGCUGCAGCAGUCCAAGAAACAGCAUGAGGAGCAUGUGCGGGAGCUGGACAAGUUCCAGGACCAAGUGAAACCUCUGAUGCUGGAGAAGCAGAGGCUGGAAGAGACUCUGCACCAGCGGGACAGAGAACUAUCUGCUCUGAAAGGAGCGCUAAAGGAUGAAGUGUCUGGUCAUGACCGUGAGGCGGAAAAGAUGCGGGAACAGUUCAACAAGGAGGUGCAACAGACCAAGAAAGACUAUGAGGAGCUUCAGAAGGUUAAGAAAAAUCUGGAGACUGAUAAGUCCGAUGCUGAUCGUAUGCGGCAAGUGAUCGAGAACACCUUACAGGAAACUCGUGAUGAAAACGAUGAUCUCCGCAGAAAGAUUCUAGGGCUGGAGGCUCAAGUGAAGGAGCUGAAGACAUUUUGUGAUGAUCUCCAGAGGGCAGAGACUCGGCUCAAGGACAAAAUUAGCAGAAUGGAAGCAGACCGAAAGAGGAUGGAAGAGUCUCUUGGAGAAGCCACAGACCAGGGCCAAGAAUUUGCCAUAACACGGAGGGACCUGGAGAACAAGCUGGACGAGGCUCAGAGGAACCUGAAGCGCCUGACGUUGGAGUAUGAAGAGCUGCAGGAGUGUUACCAGGAGGAGAUGAGGCAAAAGGACCAGCUCAAGAAGACCAAGAAUGAGUUGGAGGAGCAAAAGCGGCUGCUGGACAAGUCUAUGGAUAAACUAACCAGAGAGUUGUAUCUGAUUAAGAUAUGA